GCCCUGGAGGUGACAUGGAUGUUUUUUUUUUUUUUAUCUUGCACGUGCGAGUUACUAUCUCGCACGCGUGACUUAUAAUAAGUGAGGAAUUUUAAGGAGUAAAGAGGAAUUUUCCUUCCUUUACUAUCUCGCAGAUAGUACAGAAAAGCAGUAGCAGUGAAUGCAGGCCUAUUGUAUUGGAUCGAGACAGUCUCAUCAUUUUUUUUUUCAAUUUAGGUAUGCGUCAUAAAGAAAUACUUAGAAGCAUAGCCUUAUAUGGUUUCAUUUUAAGCCAGAGGCAUCUUAUCAGAAUCCUUGGAGAAUACAGACUUUGUCGUUGACAAUUUUCGGACUUGCAGGAAGUAAUUGAUUUUAUCAGUGUGCAAUUGAGAGGCCCUGGGAGACAUCAUGGUUACCGGUGGAUGUACAGAAAGUGUCUAGGACAUGGACUUAAGGUACGAAAAGAGGAUGUGAGAUUGAUCCUGUCAGAGCUCGAUCCUGUGAGUAGCAGAAUGCGCCAGAGACGACGACUAAGGAGGCAGUAUUUUUCUGAAGGACCUAAUUUUAUUUGGCACAUGGAUUCCUAUGACAAGCUGAAACCCUAUGGCAUCUGUAUUAAUGGGUGCAUUGAUGGGUUUUCAAGAAAGAUCAUGUGGUUGAAAGCAGCCCAAACAAGCAGUAAUCCCCAUGUAAUUGGAGGCUACUUUGUUGAAGCCAUGGAAGAAGUUGGAGGUGGCCCAAGGAUUGUCCGCACAGAUCAAGGAACAGAAAACGUCGUUGUUCGUGAUAUCCAGGUAUUCAUGCGUCGAGAUGGUUUGGAUAGAAGAGCAGCCGAACAAAGCCACAUCGGAGGAGCAAGCACUGCUAAUCAACGAAUUGAAAGUUGGUGGGGUGUCAUGCGAAAGGAAGGCAUUGAAUACUGGAUCCAGCUACUGGGAGAGCUCAAAGAUCAAGGUCUUUUUUGGGGAGAUUUCCUGGACAAAGCACUGUCACAGUUCUGUUUCAUGAACAUCAUUCAGGAGUUAAAUGAGAUACGAAAUGUCUGGAACACACAUCGCAUCCGACCAUCUAGGAACCCUACUGUGCCCAGUGGGAUACCUAACAUCAUGUUUUCAGCACCUCAUUUGUGGGUUGCAGAUGACCACAUAGUCCAUUUUAAUGCCAUUGACCUUGCUACAGCCAAGCAGACCUGCAAGUUCCUAACAACCAUCCCAUGUGAUGAGGACAUUUUUGAUGUCUGUACCAUCACCAUGGAAGAAUCAGGGUUAGGCUUUCCAAACAACACAUCAGAGGCACUGGAUUUCUACAUGUCAUUGAGGGAUGUUAUCCGUCCUCAAUUGUUUGAGUAGUAUUUUGUGUUGUGUCUCUCUGUCUAUGUGUAAGUGGGGAGAGGGUCCCUAUCCCACCAUGUCUGUCUGAGAGAGGAGUGGACACUGGCGUGCCCCUAUCUCCAAUCAUACCUUGCCUGGAAUCAUUUGAAUAACAUUUUUGUAAACAUUUUGUAGUUUUAGAAAUACUGUAUAUAAUAUAACAUUCAAUUCUUUACCUACACCUUGUAACUUGUAUAAAGAUUUACAUGCCUUUGCAACUUUCUUAACUGACUGAAUCUUUCCCUGCAAGUGUUGCAGAGGUACAGUUUCUCACCUGUGUGAGUUCUCAUAUGAUUCCUAAGAAUUCAGUAGUAGUAUUUUUUGUUACUGAGUGACACAUUGUCCAUUCAAAAUAGUCUAUUUGUCAUAAAUAUAUUCUUUAAUAAGUUCUGAUCAGUGAGGAAUACAGUAAGUAAACGUGUAAACCAUUGUUUUGUGAAUGUGUAGCGUGACAUUUUGUUGCUGAAUGUUGCCUAUAGCAGCUUUUAAGGAAAUAUAAGAAAAUGGGAACAAUGAAGGCUAAUGGUAAUUUCAUUUAUUGAAGUACUUUCCUUGAAAAGUAACUGCUGCUUCAGUUGCUGUGACUUCACACCUGUAACAUGCAGCUAUGCAUUACUGUAAGACCUUGAGUUGACUUGUUUCUGAGUGUCUACCUCUGGAUUUGUCACUGUAUAAUGUGUUUCAUACUUUUUAUUUCAUUAAUAAAACAUUGUAUGUAAUU
Molecule: messenger RNA, 2070 nt
Organism: Labrus mixtus (cuckoo wrasse)
Lineage: Eukaryota; Metazoa; Chordata; Actinopteri; Labriformes; Labridae
Exons: 3
Coding region: 402-1328 (308 amino acids)
Biological process (GO): DNA integration
Molecular function (GO): nucleic acid binding
Source: RefSeq, a predicted model, not a curated record